Heterotrigona itama is the source of this 2118-nucleotide messenger RNA. NCBI's taxonomy places the organism in Eukaryota, Metazoa, Arthropoda, Insecta, Hymenoptera, Apidae. The record is from the annotation of a GenBank genome assembly.
AUGGAUAAUGAUUCUGAUGUAGACGAUGUUUUAAAUGAUCUCUUAGCUAACGAUGAUACAGAGGAAAAUCAAGAAUCACCACAAAAAGAAACUCAGAAAGAAAUUUUGAAGGAAUUAGACUUUAAUUUUUUAGACAGUACACCUAAAACUAAUGAUGAGAGUAAAUCUAUUGAUCAUCAGGAGAAAAGUGAAGUUUAUGAUGAUGGACUUGAUUCUUCGGAUGAUGAAGACAGGCGUUAUUUCGAGGAACAAAAAUAUUCUAAUUAUGGACGUGAUAUAAAAUCUUUAUUAAAGGAAAGUAUCAAAAAAGAUGAAGAGAGAUUACUGCCACGUGAAAGCAGUAAAACAUUUAAUUUUAGUGCAACGAAGAGCAGCAAAAAUGUAAAUACAGUACCAAAUAAUGCCACUGAAUCAAAAGAUGUUUACAGUGACCCAUUUUUUGGAUUGAGAAUCAUCAGGCCAGUAAUUUCUUCAAUGGAGCUGAAAGCACGUAUGAUUGAUAAAAUACCUGUAACAGUAUCGAAAAUAAAAUAUCAUCUGAAUUCAGAGAAAUCAGAAAAAGACUGGGUAAUUGCAGGAGUAUUAAUAAAUAAAUCUGCACCGAAAACUUCUCAAAAGGGAAGCACAUAUGCUAUAUGGAAAAUAAGUGAUUUAUGUGAUGCUAUGAAUACCGUGUGUCUUUUUAUGUUUAGUAAUGCAUAUAAAUCACUUUGGAAAACUACUGUUGGAACUGUGAUAGCUAUUCUUAAUCCAAAUGUUCUAGAAUCUAAAGACAAUACCGAUCUAGCAACAUUGUCAAUUGAUAAUCCUCAAAGAGUUAUGAUACUUGGUAAAUCUAAAGAUAUGGGGAAAUGCAAAUCUAAAAAGAAGAAUGGAGAAUCUUGUAAUUCUAUUAUAAAUAUUAGUCGUUGUGAAUUUUGUUUGUAUCAUAUCAAACAAGAGUACAAGAAAUGUUCUAAAAGAACAGAAUUGCAAGCAUUUAGUAAUAGUCAAAAAUUUUCAAUAGAUAUGUUAAAACAAAAAACACAGAAUAAACAAAAACCAUUUUUCAACAAUAUGCCCGAAUUCCAUGCUGUUGUUGCUGUAAAAAAUAAAAAAUUGGCAGAGAAAGAUGCUAAACGAUUAGCAUUACUUUCAGGAAGCCAGAAGACUAAUAAUUCAACUGAUAAAAGCUUAGAUGUAAAAGAUCAAAAUGGAAAAACAGAUAUAUUAGGGCAACAAAUAAAAAAAGACUUUGAACAAAUGAAUAAAUCUAGAGGUUGGAAAGCUACUGUAUUAUCUCAAACAUCUUCAAAUGACAAGACAUCCUUUUCAUCCACAUUAACACAAUUAAAUUCCUGUAAAACUAAUAAUAUAAGAAAACAAGGCUUAUCUUCUUUAUCUUCAAGCCCUCGCUUAGGUAUUGGUUGUCUGGGAGGAACGAUAGAUUUGUCAGAGCCUAUAACUAAAAAACAAAUUAAUACAGCUAAAAAUAAUGCUGUUAAAUGGGUCAAAGAAAAUGGAAAAAUUAAAGCUAAAGAUCCUAACAAAGUACGUUUAACCAAAGAAGAGAAACUAGAGAAAGGAAAAAAACGACCAAGAGAGUCAGAAAAUGAUGAAAAACAGGAAAUAAAGAGAUUACAUGUCGUGUCAGAUAAAUUUAAGGAAGUGAUGCAAGCUAAAUCUACUCAUACUGAUCUCAUUGAAAAAUCUUAUGAGCAAGAACAAGACAAAUAUUUUAGCAAACUAGAAAUGAAAGAAAGAAUGGAAGAGAAAAUGUUAACUACUUAUAAGGUCCCUUGUAAAGCUGUUAAAUGCAUAACUUGUAAAUAUACAGCAUUUUCUGCUUCUGACAUGUGUAAAGAACAAAAUCAUCCAUUGCGUGUUGCUGAUGCAGUGAAGAGAUUCUUCAAAUGUGGAGAUUGUGGAAACAGAACAGUGAGUUUGGACAGAAUACCUUCGCAUAGUUGUAUAAAAUGCAGCAGUUCAAAUUGGACAAAAGCUGCAAUGAUGGAUGAGAGAAAAACAAAUAUUUCCGUCACUGCGUUAUCUAUUCGUGGAGAUGAAGAAACUUUCAUAGGAUCAAUGACUAAAGAUGCCAAUCUUAAUCUCUUGGUACCAGAUAAAGAUGACAAGUAG